AUGCCCUCUCAAUUCGUUUGCCAGUUCACGAAACCACUCAUCCACUCCUUCGUUUUCAAACCACCGUUCCCAUUACCCGGAGAAUCUAACACAGACGCGUUGUCUAGCGCAGACUCCUCAAAAAAACAUGCAUUGCAUUCUUUGCUCGUCUCGCUAAAUGACACUCAAACUAUCACCUCUUCCGUGGUUGCCAACACGGUCACCUCUCUCAGAAGUCUUGAUACACCUACCCUCUUGAAUGCAGACGAUCCGGAAGAGGAGGCACUGAAGCAUGCUAUUGUUACUAAGCUUGUCGUGGCUGUCUAUGCGGAAGCCCUAGAUACGUAUUUGACACAGGCGACGGAAGUCGAGGCGGAGGCUGAAUGGUGGGCUGAUAUUGAGCGCUCUCGACUCAAUGUCACUUGGUAUCUUUUGCAAAGUUUGUUUUCUCACUUAACUGAUGUCGAAAAGAUGUUCGUUGAUAAAUCGGGACGACUAGCUUUACCAGGUCGCCUUCUGAAUGUUGCACGCAUCAUCGUUCAAACCGUUCAAGCCAAAGACUUGCCGUUGCAAUUAUCAACUCUAUCCCCUGCGUCCUUGCGCAAACUCUUUCCAAGUCCAAAUUCACUGCACCCUUCGGCCCUUGUGACUACUUUCUUUCCCCAACCACUCUCCAUUACCUCUUCUGCAUUUAUCCUCUCUCCGAAAACCGAAGCUUCAUCCGCAAUAAAGAAAGCCCUCUCAUACGUCACACUACCUACUUUCCUUGCGCAACAGGAAUGUAGAUACAAUAGAAAGGAGCUCGAGAAAAUUAGAGACGAGCGUGCAGAUGCGCUUGGAAGGCUCGCUCAGCUUCGCGGACCUCUCGCUGCUCUCAUUGGUACUCCGAGCCCUAAUAACAGCCACCAAGAACCGUUCUCAUUCUUAGGUUUUCUGGAGUUGUUGAACAGUGUCGUUACACCAGAAACUGUGACUUCCACAGCUCUUGAUGAUACCUUCGGAGCAAUCCAAUAUCUUUCACAAAUAUCCUUGCCCUCCCUUGGUCCCACUCAUGUCGAUUAUCUGAAGUCACAGCAUCUCCUACGGCCUUCGCGGAUUACCCUACUCUGGCCUAAAUUGUUGUUUCUUCCUCCGCUUGCCCUGUACGCUUUGCGCUUUGGGUACGCGUCGCGUGUGACGCUUUUUGAUAUGCUCAAAGAUGCGAGAGACACGGUGGAAGGUUUUGUGAAGGGGUGGCUCGUCGAACCGCUCAAAGAAGUCUUGAAAACCGUCAGAGCUGGCGGGGCGGAAGGAGAGGCUGGCGUGAUCGUCAGCAAGGAGGGGGUGAUCGCAGACUUGGAGUCGUUGGAACGCAUGACGCUUUCGCUUGCUCGCGACGAGUUGCGAUAUGAUUCACAACAACUUGAUGCACUCGCUCAAAAGAUAAGGGUUGGCGAUUUAACUCCCAUCAUGGAGAUAUAUGAGGAAGACAUCAGGCAUCCCCUCAAAUCAGCCAUGAUGGGUUCUUUAUUGAGGGGCUUGUUCAUCCAAAUUCAGAAAGCCAAGGUGGACAUCGAUCAAGCGCUUUCUGGCAUUGAUAGGCUUCUCAAGUCUCAGGAGCUAACCUUUGCAUUUGUGGGUGUCGCGCCUGCAUUCGCCAUUGUGUACCUUGUGGUUGGGCUGCUUGGGGGACUGUUGGGUGGCAUCGGCGGCCGUGGAAGGCGGAUCGAACGUUUGCUCAUCACGCAGCCCACGACACCCCUACCAUCACUGCCCACCGGCCUCUUGCUUUUGUCCGUGACCCGUUUGCGGACGUAUGGAGAGCGUUAUCUACCGGGCUCUUCCUCCUCGUCAGGUUACUUUACUCGGGGAAGGCUCCCCGUCAGAGAAGCAUUCUUGGAGGAUGUUGCGGAUCUUGAAGACCCAGAACUUGGACGAGAUGCGAAGAUGCGGGUUGUUGAGCGUAUGUGGCGGUGUUGGGGCACAAUUCUGGGGUGGAAUGUUGGGGGAUUUGUGUAGAAUGGGUCUGGGUAUCAUGCGAGUUACCGAUGCGAAAAAAAUGCACGUUUUCGACU
This is a messenger RNA of Laccaria bicolor S238N-H82, 2033 nucleotides long. RefSeq lists its product as uncharacterized. Gene Ontology annotation, cellular component: mitochondrial outer membrane. The record is from RefSeq and is a predicted model, not a curated record. NCBI's taxonomy places the organism in Eukaryota, Fungi, Basidiomycota, Agaricomycetes, Agaricales, Hydnangiaceae. The transcript has 4 exons. Bases 1 to 1977 code for a protein of 658 amino acids.